Messenger RNA from Scylla paramamosain (green mud crab), 594 nucleotides. Its product is annotated as rho family-interacting cell polarization regulator 1-like. Bases 1 to 594 code for a protein of 197 amino acids. Lineage: Eukaryota; Metazoa; Arthropoda; Malacostraca; Decapoda; Portunidae. The transcript is spliced from 3 exons. The record is from RefSeq and is a predicted model, not a curated record.
AUGAACCUGUUCCCUGCCAGGUCGUGUAGGCAGGCCAGGGAGGAGGCGGGAUUCACUACCUCGCGACCAAAGGACAAGCAGGAACAGUGUCGCCUGAUAGAGAUCACAAGGUUCCAGCUGAUAACCAGGGUUGUCAGGGAGAACAAAGAGAUACUCCGCACGGACCCACGCACGUCAUCACACCACAGCGUCACUAAGUCACCACGCCAACCCACCACACCAACACGCCACAACAGCCAACACACCAGCAAGUCACCACACCACCAAGUCACACCACUAAGUCACCACACCACCAAGUCAACACACCAGCAAGUCACCACACUACUAUGUUACCACACCACCAAGUUACCACGCUACCAAGUCACCAGGCCACUAAGUCCCCACGCCAGCAAGUCACCACACACGCAAGUCACCACACCACCAAGCCACCACACCAGCAAGUCACCACACCAGCAAGUCACCCCACCACCAAGUCACCACGCCACCAAGUCAUCCCACCAGCAAGUCACCACGCCACCAAGUCAUCCCACCAGCAAGUCACCACGCCAUCGUGCCACGCCCAAAGCAGCGCAGCACGAUUUCCUGACAAUCUGA